AUGCAGCAGAGCACCGCCCGUCUCCUGGCCGCCGCCGCGGCCGUGGCCGUGGCCUGCCUAGCGCUGGCUCCAUCCGCGUACGCGCAGGGGACGUCCGGCUCCGGCUCCGGGGCGGUGCCGUCGUGCGCGGCGAAGCUGGUGCCGUGCGCGGGGUACCUCAACUCCACGUCCACGGCGGCGCCCGCAGCAGCCUGCUGCGGCCCGCUCAGGGAGGCGGCGGCCAACGAGACGGCGUGCCUGUGCGCCAUGCUGCUCAACAGGGCCGCACUGCAAGCGUUCGGCGUGGCGCCCGAGCAGGGCCUGAUCCUCGCCAGGCGAUGCAACGUCACCACCGACGCCUCUGCCUGCGCCGCCGGAGGCGCAGCCACUAGCGGCAGUACUGCUGCAUCUUCAGCUUCCACUGGCAGCGCUCCUUCUUCUUCAGUGACCAAACCAACAGCCAACGGAGGCAGCGUGGCGCGUCGCCUGAGCAUGACUGGCGCUUCGUCCUUGGUAGGCUUCAGUGUCAUCUGGUGGAUGAUCAUGGCGUAG
This is a messenger RNA of Miscanthus lutarioriparius, 531 nucleotides long. The record is from the annotation of a GenBank genome assembly. Lineage: Eukaryota; Viridiplantae; Streptophyta; Magnoliopsida; Poales; Poaceae.